AUUUUGAGCAGGAAGAGCAGCAAGCAGAAUGGCCGAGGAAGUGAAGGUGUUCAGGUCAUGGGGAAGUCCCUUCAGCUACAGAGUGGAGCUUGCUCUGAGGCUGAAGGGAGUAGCCUAUGAGUAUAUAGAGGAGGAUCUCUCCAACAAGAGCACUCUGCUCCUUGAGUACAACCCAGUCCAUAAGAAGGUCCCUGUCCUCCUCCACCAUGGCAAGCCCAUCGCUGAGUCUCUCGUCAUCCUAGAGUACAUCGAAGAGACAUGGCAAGAGAACCCCAUCCUCCCCAAGGAUCCUCGCGAGAGGGCCGUGGCCAGGUUCUGGUCCAGGUUCCUUGAUGAUAAGUGCUCACUUGCACUGUGGAUGUCAUGCUGGACAGAAGGAGAAACACAGCAGAACUUCAUGGAACAAGCAAAAGAAUGCCUCCAUCUUCUGGAGGAAGAGCUCAAAGGGAAGAAGUUUUUUGGAGGUGAUUCCAUAGGGAUGGUUGACAUUGCUGCCAGUUUCAUUGCUCAUUGGCUGGGUGUGCUUGAAGAAGUGGCAGGCAUAAGCUUGCUCGAUGAAGAGAAGUAUCCCAAUUUGUGCAAAUGGACUGAAGAGUUUCUCAAGUCUGAUGCUGUGAUGGAAUGCUUGCCUAAGAGAGCAAACUUGCUAGCUUUCUUCCAAGCCAGGAAACAUGCAAUCUCAGCUACGAAGGCUUCAGUCUAAUGAUGGUGAUGAUGCUUGUCAUUAGGAUAUUUUAUGGUGCUGUGAAGCAUUAUUAAUCAUACUGUAAUGUAUUUGCACUGAAUAAGAGCAGUCCAUUUCAUGUC
Musa acuminata AAA Group (dessert banana) is the source of this 807-nucleotide messenger RNA. RefSeq names its product probable glutathione S-transferase. NCBI's taxonomy places the organism in Eukaryota, Viridiplantae, Streptophyta, Magnoliopsida, Zingiberales, Musaceae. The coding region runs from base 29 to 703 and encodes 224 amino acids. Gene Ontology annotation, molecular function: glutathione transferase activity. The record is from RefSeq and is a predicted model, not a curated record. Gene Ontology annotation, biological process: glutathione metabolic process. Gene Ontology annotation, cellular component: cytoplasm. The transcript is spliced from 2 exons.